AAGUAAGCCCGCUUAUGCGUUUCUUUUGGUAGCAGGUGUAGUUGAGGCAGCUGCGGUCACUGGCAGCUCAUUCUCUUCGCAGCGAUGUUUGAAGGGCGCGACUGAACUGCAUCAAGGAAAGAAGGAGCUCAGCCGGAAAAAAUCGGUGUUAUGCCAGUCGCUCUCCUGGUCUGCUCUCCCCUGUGCGCAGUUGUCCAGGCACCCCGAAGUUGAGGGGAGCAGGAGCUGCUUGAGCUGGCAUUGCUGCCGGGAGAAACCUGCAUGUAAUCGUUCUGAGAGCCGAUGUUCGGCUCGCACUUCUUGGGAUAGAGAGUCAAGUGAAAUGCGCUAUAAGAGGCUUCAACAUUUGCUUGAAAAAAGCAACAUCUAUUCCAAAUUUUUGCUAACCAAAAUGGAACAGCAGCAACUGGAGGAACAGAGACGGAAGGAAAAGUUGGAAAAAAAGAGAGAGAUGAUGUUAAAAUCUACCAAGGGUCAGAAUCCAGUUGAUGGCAAAGAGGAGAAAUCAGGUGCAAAAAAGAAGAGAGGGAGAGAAGACGGGACAUACAACAUCUCAGAAAUUAUGUCCAAAGAGGAAAUAUUAUCAGUGGCAAAAAAAAGUAAACUGGAAAAUCAGGAUGAAAACUCUUCUGACAAUCUGUGUCCAGAAGACCUGCAGAAAAAUGGAGACUCAAAUAGUGUCAUUAAGGAUAGAUUGUGUCAAGCUGUACGACACAGUGCCAAGCAAUUCCUUGAUCCAGUACGGAAAUUUAAUGGACAACCAGUGCCUUUUCAGCAGCCAAAGAUUUUUACUGGAGGUGUAAUGAGAUGGUACCAAGUGGAAGGCAUGGAAUGGCUAAGGAUGCUUUGGGAAAAUGGUAUCAAUGGCAUUUUAGCUGAUGAAAUGGGAUUGGGGAAGACGAUCCAGUGUAUUGCAACAAUAGCACUGAUGGUGGAGCGAGGAGUCCCUGGUCCAUUCUUAGUGUGUGGUCCUUUAUCUACUCUUCCAAAUUGGAUGUCUGAAUUCAAGAGAUUUACUCCAGAGAUUCCACUACUGCUCUAUCAUGGAGCUCAGCAGGGACGUCGUAAGCUCGUUCGUAAAAUUCAUGGACGACAAGGAUCACUGCAAAUCCAUCCUGUGGUCAUUACUUCCUUUGAAAUAGCAAUGCGAGACAGAAAUGCCCUGCAGCACUGCUUCUGGAAAUAUCUGAUAGUAGAUGAAGGUCACAGGAUUAAAAAUAUGAACUGCCGCCUUAUCAGAGAAUUGAAACGAUUUAAUGCAGACAAUAAACUCCUGUUGACUGGUACUCCCCUGCAAAACAACUUGGCAGAGCUUUGGUCGUUGCUGAAUUUCCUGUUGCCAGAUGUGUUUGAUGAUUUGAAAAGCUUUGAAUCCUGGUUUGAUAUUACCAGCAUUACAGAAACUGCCGAAGAUAUUAUUGCUAAAGAAAGAGAGCAAAACAUCUUGCAUAUGCUGCAUCAGAUUCUGACACCUUUCUUACUGAGAAGACUGAAAUCUGAUGUUGCUCUUGAGGUUCCUCCUAAACGAGAAGUUGUGGUAUAUGCACCGCUGGCAAAGAAGCAAGAAACUUUCUAUACUGCUAUUGUAAAUCGCACCAUUAGGAAACUGCUUGGAAAUAAUGAGGAAGAAGUAGUUGAGUUGAGUCCUACAGGCCGACCAAAACGCCGUAGUCGAAAACUGAUUGAUUAUUGUGAAGAACAUAUUGGUUCACCUGAUGACUUGGAAAAAUUGAUCAGCAAAAUGCAAGAGGAAGUAGAAAAAGAGAGGCCAGUGGUAGAAGUGAGCAUUCCCAUGGAUUCAGAGGUGAACCUUAAACUGCAGAAUAUUAUGAUGUUACUGAGGAAAUGUUGUAAUCACCCCUAUCUUAUUGAAUAUCCAUUGGACCCUGCUACACAACAGUUCAAGGUUGAUGAAGAUCUAGUGAAGAAUUCAGGCAAGUUUCUGCUCCUGGACCGAAUGCUUCCAGAACUGAAAAAGAGAGGUCAUAAGGUCUUGUUGUUCUCACAAAUGACUAUGAUGCUUGACAUUUUGAUGGAUUACUGCUAUCUGAGAGACUUCAAAUUUAGUCGAUUGGAUGGCUCUAUGUCCUACUCUGAGAGAGAAAAAAAUAUGCAUCAAUUUAAUACUGACCCUGAAGUCUUCCUGUUCUUAGUGAGUACAAGAGCUGGAGGCUUGGGCAUUAACUUAACUGCGGCAGACACAGUUAUCAUAUACGAUAGUGACUGGAACCCCCAGUCAGAUUUGCAGGCCCAAGACAGGUGUCACAGAAUUGGCCAGACAAAACCAGUGGUUGUUUAUCGUCUUGUGACAGCAAAUACUAUUGACCAGAAGAUUGUGGAGAGAGCUGCUGCCAAGAGAAAGCUGGAGAAGCUGAUUAUCCACAAAAGUUAG
Molecule: messenger RNA, 2392 nt
Organism: Tauraco erythrolophus (red-crested turaco)
Lineage: Eukaryota; Metazoa; Chordata; Aves; Musophagiformes; Musophagidae
Source: RefSeq, a predicted model, not a curated record